Messenger RNA from Acytostelium subglobosum LB1, 3441 nucleotides. RefSeq lists its product as hypothetical. The record is from RefSeq and is a predicted model, not a curated record. Lineage: Eukaryota; Evosea; Eumycetozoa; Acytosteliales; Acytosteliaceae. The coding region runs from base 1 to 3441 and encodes 1146 amino acids. The transcript is spliced from 2 exons.
AUGCACUAUCCAACUUACAUUAACAUUAGGAAUGCAGUCAAUCCCUUGCUACUCGACUACAAUGACUGGACAAUAGACUUUGAUCUUGACAUCAAGAUGAGUCCAAAGGACAAGAUCAUGGCAAUCAUUGAUGAUCAAAGACAUGAUAUUAUAGAGAAGUGUUGUUAUGUACUGUGCACGAUGAGGUGUCGUGAUAGGUUGGCUUGGCUGGACAAUGAGGUCGAGACUUGUGGAUUGGAGUCUGGUCAAGUGGACAGAAUAUUGGUGUUCGCCUUGCUAUACGCGAUCAAUGGUCAGCAUAUGGAGACGCGUAAGCUACUUGUUAGAGCCGGCUUGAACCGAAGAGACAGCUCGCCACUGCACGUCUUGAUGCAGAUCGUUGAGUUUGCGGGCCGUCUCGAUCAUUCACUGGCAACCGCAGCCAGCGACAUUGAAGAGGGCGACGAUGAACAGUCAGGCUUGUUGAGCGAAAAGGAGCAGAGGUCGCUGAGCGGCCUUUUCAAGACGCUGCCCAAGCACAGCCGCAUACUGCUCCUCCAGAUGUACUCACUCAAGCCACAUGUGUUGGUCGAUUGGGUUAAUAGCCUCGACCCCAAGCUGCAGGAGAUGCUUGGGUUGACCGAGGACUUCUUUGUGAACGCCAUAUACAUGACCAUCCCCAACUUUCCCAUUGCCACGCUUCAAUGGCUGCAUGUGAUGGUCGCUCAAGGACGUCUCAAACCUACAACAUUGAACAACUUCUUCAUUGAUGUGCAGAGUGCGAUUGUGGCCAGCGACAUUGAACUACGGACAAUCUUUGACGCCUUGCUCUCGAUAAGGCGCUCGCUAAUGGGCAAGCUUGCCCCGGGCCGGACGGCCGUGGACGCACCGACCCUUACAGACAUGGUCAUGCGCACGAUAAAUGGCAAGACACUGUCGAAGGAUGACUACACAUUCCUCCUGGACGUGGUGCAGCGCGAGCUCACAGACGACACCGAGGUGCAAGCUAUCUACCACGCAAUGUUCACUGCUGUACUACGCAGCAGACAUCACUUUCACAACAGACUUGGACUACACAAUCGAUUGCUAGCGAUACUUCACAGAAGCAACAGUCUGGAACAUGCCAAGUCUAUUCUGGAAUACAUAUGCUCGCAGCCAAUGCUACAUGAUAGGGCCAACUUAUUGGCCACUGAGGUCCUGGAGUCACUACUGAGGCCUGAUGCACAGUCCAACACUUCUCGUCAUCUCAAUGUUAGCACUCUUCAAUCACUGGCCGAGUCAAUUACUCUGACACACUUGCGAUGCCCACUCAUACGUCGGUAUGCUUUGCAACUGGAUCACGCAACGACACAGCAACAGCCAGACUUUUAUCAACUGUUUGUCAAUGUUAUUGCUUAUGACCUGCGCACAAGCGACGAGGUGGUCCGUGAGCUACUGGACAAAGGCCUCCGCCCUACACCAAACAUGCUCUCGCAUCUGAUCAAACAGACUCCAAACGCACCCUGGCACGACAUUAGCCAGAGGUACAAUCUCGAUAUCAAAUCCAGUCACUUCAUCCCUGCCAUGAAGAAGACGGGCAAUAUGGGCCUGGUCCAGGGCCAAGGCCAUGCGCAAGAGAUUGAUGGCCGCACAUUCACAUUCAUACUUUGCAAGCAUAUUAGGAAUGGCGAUCUUGAGAUGGUGCAGAAACAACUGGACGGUGAGUACCCGGCCGACUUGAAGCUGAUUGAUAUCAUACACGUCAUGGAGAAGUACCCCUCACUGCCACUCACCAAGGACAACCUGAGACGACUGCUCGAGGAUGAUCAUCUGUCCAAACACGACUACCCCAUGCAAGUGAUGCUUGCAUCGGCCACGAAUAAUGGACACCUGCCCAUCGCGCUGGGCAUACUCAAGAAGCUGCGCAAUACAAUGCCGCCACACAUCAUCGAUCAGUUCACCGCCAACUUGAUUGUGGCUGCAGCCGAGACUGAUGCCGACCUCCUCUUCUCACUGAUGGGCUCAGACGAGUGCGAUCUAAAGAAGCCCAUACUUCGCCACGCUGCAUUGUUUGCCGCGUCACGUGCACCCGCUGCCAACAUACGACAAAGGCUGCCCCAUCUUGCGACACUGCUGUCUGGCGCGGCGCGAGUCACCAAUGAAGAGUUGUCAUUUGUUGCCAUGCGACUUGGUGACGCUUCGACAAUUGCGAGAUUGUUUGAAGGUGCAGAGCUAUCUACACUGGCCACCUAUAACGUAUUGAUUGGCCUGUUGUCAACCAGACCCAUCAACUACGACGACCCCAUGCUCAAUCAAUGGCUGGCAACCUUUAUCAAGAAGAAGCCAACAAUCACUAUGAUGGAAGGUGUGUUCCUGCGAAUGGAUCGGAAACUUAUUGAGCCACAUGGCACUAGCAACACCUUGGCACUGGACGAUCUGAUGCAACAUGCUGGCACGCUUUUGUUUGGACGCGAGGAGGAUGAUGGAUUGGUCGAGUUCAAUCGACGUCUGCUCUCGAACAACACCAUCCCAAUGUGGUGCUGCAUGUACGCUAUCAAACAGGGAUCGUACGACGUGGCGAUACGUGUGGCGCUCGAGAUGGUGGACAUGGUGGACAAGGAGCGCGUUCUCACCCAGGUCAAGGAAGCAAUGUCUGACCUCAGCAACAGCAACGUCUGGAUGUCCACCUUGCUGGGCACACUUAGCACGUCGACCAGAUUCAAACAAAAGGACUUUGAGCGAUACUACUUUAGCAUGGCAUCGCUCCAACCAAUUGAUGCGCUCAAUAUGUAUGAUGUGCUGGAGGAAGGCGGUGGCGGCAUGUUUGUCAAGACCAACACAAUCAUCAAGGCGUAUCACAUCGCGUUGGCUCAGGUGGGCUCGUUUGACAAUCAAUGUCUGCCGACAAAGGAACGCUCUGCCAUGUACUAUGUGGCCGAUGUGAUCAAUCGAUACAUUGGUGGCGUGCUCACGCCAGCAAUGUUGACAGAGAUCACGCGCGAUAUGGCCAAACACGACCACGUGUUCACAAAGAGUCACUACCAGCUGAUGUUGGUGAUCAUGUCGCGACACAAACAGCACUCGCUACUCGAUCUGCUUGAGCACAUGAUUGCAGAGUCGUGCAUCGACUUCUCGAACGACCGCGUGGCAUUGGACUGCAUAUGUGCCUCAUCCAAGAAGUACCUGUCCAUACUCCAAUCGCGUCUAUUCAAUGGUGAAAAGCAAUUGGUCACGUACAGGUUGUUGAACAGGAUCAUCGACGAAGCCAGCAACAAUGGCGACCCGAUGACCAUGUCCGCAUUGCACACCGCCCUCCUCUACAAGUUCCCAACGAUGUACGAUAGUGCCAGAGACUUCCACGACAUUGUCACCAGGACAACUGAGCGACAACUCAACUUUAAUGUUUGGUCCAACCAUCAUCAACAUCAUCAGAAUCAACAACAGACUAAGGUAGUAAGGUCGCGAGGUAGCAAUAACAAGUGA